This is a messenger RNA of Lecanosticta acicola, 1325 nucleotides long. The record is from the annotation of a GenBank genome assembly. Lineage: Eukaryota; Fungi; Ascomycota; Dothideomycetes; Mycosphaerellales; Mycosphaerellaceae.
AUGAAUGAGAAGGAGCGACAGUCGGGUGAGCAGGAGCGCAAGGCCUCUUCCGAGCCCGUCCUGCCCACCGUCAACCCGGCGACGGAGAAGCCAGAGCCUCCCAAGGCCAGCUUACACCCGGCCUUCUACAUCGCGACCUGGAUAUCCCUCUCUUCCAGCUUGAUCAUCUUCAACAAAUGGAUCCUCGAUACCGCCAAGUUCCACUACCCCAUCAUCCUGACCACAUACCAUCUGGCCUUUGCAACCGUCAUGACCCAGAUCCUGGCCCGCACCACCACCAUGCUCGAUGGUCGCAAGAAGGUCCCAAUGACUGGGAGAGUCUACCUGAGAGCCAUCAUGCCAAUCGGCCUCAUGUUCUCGCUCUCCCUCAUCUGCGGUAACUUGACCUACCUCUACCUCUCCGUCUCCUUCAUCCAGAUGCUCAAGGUAAGUUCUAGCAAGGGAUAGAACCGCGCACUAGCUCACUCCAUACAGGCGACCACGCCCGUCGCUGUCUUGCUCGCAUCCUGGACCUUUGGAGUCUCGCAGUUCUCCCUCAAGACUCUUGGUAAUGUCUCCUUCAUCGUCAUUGGUGUCAUGAUCGCAUCCUACGGCGAGAUCAAGUUCGUCAUGAUCGGCUUCCUCUUCCAGCUUGGAGGUAUCGUGUUUGAAGCCAUCCGUCUGGUCAUGGUCCAGCGCUUGCUCUCCAGUGCCGAGUUCAAGAUGGAUCCGCUCGUCUCGCUCUACUACUUUGCGCCAGCCUGCGCCAUCAUGAACGGCGCGGUCGCAUUGUUCGUGGAAGUGCCCAAGAUGACUCUCCAGGACGUCGCGAAUGUCGGCUACGGCAUCUUGUUCGUCAACGGUGCUAUUGCCUUCCUCCUGAACGUCUCGGUCGUUUUCUUGGUAAGCCCAGAACACAAUGAUACCUCUGGUGAAAACCUCUAACUUAGUCUCCACAGAUCGGCAAGACCUCCUCCCUCGUCAUGACCCUCUCCGGUGUACUCAAAGAUAUCCUCCUCGUCCUCGCCUCGAUGGCCAUUUUCCGCGACCCCGUCUCUCCUCUUCAAUUCUUCGGCUACGGCAUUGCCCUUGCAGGACUUGUCUACUACAAGUUGGGCGGUGAUAAGAUGAAGGAGCACAUCGGACAAGCACAGAUGGCAUGGUCCGACUACGGCGUCCGACAUCCCGCCCUCAGGAAGCUCAUCGUCUUCGGACUCGUGCUCUUCACACUGUUCCUGCUUCUGGGCGGAAUCUCGACCAGCGGAUACGUCCCGCCUCAGUACAACCCGAGCAAGAUCGCAGCCGAUCAGUACAGCCAAUGGGCUAACAAGAUGAACAACUCAUAA